Molecule: messenger RNA, 1560 nt
Organism: Thecamonas trahens ATCC 50062
Lineage: Eukaryota; Apusomonadida; Apusomonadidae
Product: TKL protein kinase
Exons: 2
Coding region: 1-1560 (519 amino acids)
Biological process (GO): protein phosphorylation
Molecular function (GO): protein kinase activity; ATP binding; protein binding
Source: RefSeq, a predicted model, not a curated record
AUGGCCUCUGCUUUGGCUCUUGAAGCUGCUGUGCGGUCUGGAAGUGUGGACGAGGUGGUAGCCUUGGCUGCGGGUGAGGCCACGGCUGCGCCACUGGCUGCACCCUACGCAUUCGAUCUGACCUCGGACAUCGCUGGCUGUGAUCACCUUGUCUCGGGCACCGUGCUGCACCUGGCUGUCCUCCGCCGAGAGGUCGAGAUGGUGCGCGCGCUGAUGGCAGCCGGCUGCGAUGUGCUGGCGCCGGGAGAGGUGGCGCUGUACCACGGCUUUGACUUUGACGGCGGCUUCUAUCGCGAUGAGUGGAGCCCGCAGGUGCUGGCCAACGAGCUCGGUCUGUUGCACAUUGCCGAGGCGCUCGGAGGCGCUGAUGUGCGGCGAAAGAAGAAGAAGCGCCGCAAGGCCAAACGUGGGAGCAAGAGCAAGAGCAAGAGCAAGGCUGCGCGAACCGGCUCGAGUGCUGUGGCCGACGAGGCCGCGCCGAGCAAGGAUGCAGGCCGCGCAGUCAACGCCGACGCCGACGCCGACGCCGAGAAGCGGCGGUCCCGCCGGCGCAAGCUACGGCGCGUCAAAGCGCGGGUGGCGUCGGGCGAGGAGCCUGUGGCCGCCGUGAGCCGCGCGUCUGACUCGGGCUCCGGCUCUGACUCGGAUCCGCUGGUGACGUACAGCCACGCGCGGCGGGCGACUGUCCGGUCGCUACGCGAGGCCGGCACGCUACUGCAUGCCCAGCCGAGCCUCGAAUGGGCGGCCGAGAUAACGCCGGAUGACCUCGUCGUCGGUGAGUCGUUCGACUCGGGCGGCUACGGCGCCAUCCACUUUGGGACCUACGCCGGCGCCGCUGUGGCGGUCAAGGUCAUGGCUGUACCCGGCGCAGCUGCCAAGGCCGAGGUCACCAAGGAGAUCCACGCGCUCGCGCUCGCCAACGCUUCGCCACAUGUCUGCAAACUCUACGGCUACGCGCUGCUGCCAGACAAGAUGUGCCUUGUCAUGAAGCUGUACGACGGGUGCCUCCACGACGUCAUCGACGGCUGCCCAGGCCACCGCAUGCGGACGGUCGACAUUGUGCCGGCGGCGCUCGACAUUGCGCUCGGCCUCCGCGACCUGCACAACAUGGGCAUCGUCGUCCGCGACCUCAAGCCGGCAAACGUACUUGUCGAUGCCGCCGCCGACACCCUUGUCCUCGCCGACUUUGGCCUUGCCCGCGUCGUGGCCAACGCCGCCUCGCGCGAGCUAGCCACCACCCGCAACGAAGCCUGCACGCCCAACUACGCUGCGCCCGAGUGCUUCCUCGACGGCAAGCUCACCGCCGCCUGCGACAUCUGGUCGUGGGCCACCACCGUCGUCCACAUGUUCACCGGCCAGCCGCCGUUUGUUGACGACUCGCUCUUCCAGAUCGCCACCAAGCUCGCCGUCCAGCGCGUCGCCCCGCCCGUCCCCGAGCGUGCGCCUGACCUCCUCCGCCAGCUCCUCAACUCCUGCUUUGCCUUUCAGCCCGCCGACCGUCCCACCGCCGACGAGCUCGUCGACGCCCUUGAGGCCGUCAUCGAUGCCGGUGGCUAUUGA